Messenger RNA from Xenopus tropicalis (tropical clawed frog), 3223 nucleotides. It is a transcript of the gene p3h3, whose product is annotated as prolyl 3-hydroxylase 3. Gene Ontology annotation, biological process: collagen metabolic process. The transcript is spliced from 15 exons. Gene Ontology annotation, cellular component: endoplasmic reticulum. The coding region runs from base 179 to 2260 and encodes 693 amino acids. The record is from RefSeq and is a predicted model, not a curated record. Gene Ontology annotation, molecular function: procollagen-proline 3-dioxygenase activity; 2-oxoglutarate-dependent dioxygenase activity; iron ion binding. NCBI's taxonomy places the organism in Eukaryota, Metazoa, Chordata, Amphibia, Anura, Pipidae.
AGACAUGUCUCAUCCUUUCCUUGCCUGUCCCACUCUAUAGGCCGUCUCUCUCCCACCCUCUACUGGCCGGUUAGCGCCAUUACAUCCCCCAACUCCUGCCUGACUUUCUCCCGGUUCCAAGCCUCAUUCCUGCCCCUCUGUGUCCAAGUGUCCCAGCCGAGCCCCCAGCUCCCUUCCCAUGGCUGCCCCCCUGCUGCUGCUGCUGCUGCUGUGUGCUUGGCUGGCUGUGCCCUCCGUGCCCGGUUUGCUCUCCCUGCAGCCCGCUGACCUGUUGCUGUGGGACGGGGUGGCUCACUUCUCCCGGGGAGACUGGUAUGGGGCCCGGAGCAGGCUGCUGGGGUCGCUGCAGAGCCUGCGGGAGGUGCGGGGAGCGAAGCUGCGCUGCGGGGCGCAAUGUGGGCUCGGAGGGGCCCGAGUGGAGGAGGCGGUGUUACACCGAGCGGAAUGCCUGCGGGCCUGUGAGAGGCUGGAGCUGGGGGAGCCCUCCCGGUACCGACUCACCCAGGAGAUGGAGAGGAGCUUCCACAAGGCCACCCCCUAUAACUAUCUGCAGAUCAUCCACUAUAAGCUGGAGGAGUUGGAUGAGGCUGCUUCUGCCGCUUUCACAUUCUACUUAAGGAACCCACACCAUGAACAAAUCAAGGACGAUGUGCAGCGCUACAGGACUAUGAGGGGGGUGAGCAAGCAGAGCUUUCGGGACCUGGAAGAACCCCAGCACAUGGUGCUGUACUCCAGGGCAGUCUCUUUGCUGUCUGAAGAAAAGCUUGGCCCUGCUGUGUGGCGUCUGGAGGAGUCUCUGGCGCUCUAUCUCUCUGCACUGGAGGAGUGCCGCUCCCUGUGUGAGGGGACGCGAGAGCGGGAAAAUGAGGAGCACAGGGAUAUAUCUGAGGUAAUUGCAGAAUAUUACAUCCAGGUGUUGCAGUGCAAGCAGCGGUGUGUUCUAGAAGAUUCCUUGAGGUUGGGGCAGAAGCGAUCACGGGAGGACAUGAUUAUUUCCCACCUGGCUUUACUGGAGCAGGGCUACACUAAACUUGAGAACUGGGAAGCUGCAGCUCAAAUCGGCCAAUCCUUACUGCUCUUCUAUCCGCACAAUGAGACUGUACAAAGGAGGCUAAGCGAGUAUAAGCAGAAACUACACGGCCAGAGCGGUGGAAAACCGCGGGAGAUUAUCGCCACGUAUGUACACCAGUCUCUCUUGGAGAAGAGGCUACUGUAUUACGCAAUGGAAAAUCUGGGAAUUUCAUUUCAGGAUCCGGAUUUGUGGACUCCCGAAGAAAUCAUCCCUGAGAGUCUCAGAGAGACAGUGAGGUUAGGGAGAGAGGCAGAGGAACAGAGAGGGGGUGAUUUGCCAUAUGAGGAGGUUACUGUGACAAUGACCCCAAAACAAAUGAAUGGCACAACGAGAGUAACUAUGGAUGGAGUGAUAAGCAAGGAGGAGUGCGAGGCACUGCUGAGUCUGGCAAAGGAAGCUGCGGGAUCUGGAGAGAGAGUCAAAGGCAGACGGUCACCUCACACACCACACGAGAGAAUUCAGAGUCUCAGUGUCUUACAAGCUUUACAGAUGGCCUCCUCCGGAACGGUGGAUUCUUCCCAAGCUCACCUCCUGUAUCACACCAGCGAGCGCGCCCGGGUACUAGCAGAGUUCUACUUCGGAACGAAGAGGUUGCACUUUUCAUACACCCAUCUCGUGUGCCGCACAGCCAUCGAAGGAAAGCAGGAAGGACGUACAGAUUUCAGUCACCCCGUCCAUGCAGAUAACUGUGUGCUGGACACAGAGGAGAAGGAGUGUUGGAGAGAGCCCCCGGCCUACGUACACCGAGACUACAGUGGCCUCCUGUACCUGAAUGAGGAUUUCCAGGGGGGCAAUGCCUUCUUUACAGAAAUGGACGGCACCACCAUUACAGCAGAGCUACGCCCCAGCUGUGGCCGACUGGUCUUGUUUAGUUCAGGUGGAGAAAAUGCCCAUGGAGUGCGUCCUGUUACUGAGGGCAAACGGUGUGCCGUAGCGCUGUGGUUCACCGAGUCAGCAGAACAUGCAGAGCAGGAGCGCUCCCAAGCAAGAGCUCUCAUGAGAGACAGGGAUGGACCCCAAGAGAGCACAGAGGAAGAGACAACAAAGAACAUAAGAGAGAGCGGCAGGAGUGGCAGAAGUGGCCGAGAGACAACCACCGCUGGUGAAGACACCACCUCAGACCCAGAGAGACCCUCAGGCAGAACGCAGAAAAAGAGACCAGCCAGGAAGUUUACAGAUGAACUCUAGAGACAGCUCUGGGAGAGGGAUGUGAAUGUGACUGCCCCACUAUGUGGCCAAAGGGACAUAAUACUUUAUAAAUAGGGAAGGCUCAGUGUGCAUUGAUCACUUUCCUGGGGUGGGCGGGACACGGGAGAAUAAACCUCUGCAUUGGUGGGGGACAUUGCUAUGCAGAGCUCUGGCAGGGACAGGGUUAAAAGGAGCAGUGUUUUUAAAAGUGAACGCUCUUCUUGGUGCUUGCAUAGAACUGGGGGUUAAUAGGCUCAACCACUGGCCUUACAGGUGAUGUAGAACUACAGCUAUCAGCAGCACAAAGCGAUGGGUUGUGCAGAAGUUAUACUAGCUAUAUAGUGUUACUAGGUCACUGCUUUGCAGCUAUUCGUCAGGGAAAAGAUAUAUCCUGCAGAUUGGUGGGGUGAGGGGGUUAAAUAAUCUACCCAAACUAAUGGGUUAAUAGGGAAACCCUCUUGAAAUAAAGGUGACCAGUAAGUGAAAGGGUUAAUGGGGGAUCAGGGAAAAUUGCUGUGGGUUGGGGCACAAAGCCGGUUCUGUAGUCCCAGUGCCCUGGGGCAAUCAGGUGAGCUAAGUCCCUGCUGUGCCAGAAUAUCAGGAACUUCUGGGUUGUGCAUAAUGGGACGUGUGUGUUUAUCCAGCCCGCAGGGCAGAGAGCGACAUGCCUUUAUAUGGGGAACAGGGGACACACAGAUACAGGCCAAGGAAUGAGAGAGGAGCAAUGUGCCCAAACACAGGAACCCCCAGUCCCUGUAUCUUCAGCCCCAUUUCCUUUGUACUUUUCACUUCCUGCCUUGGGGGGCUCCUGGUCUCCUCUUGUAAGGCUACGGUACAAAACCUCAGGAUAUUUCUCUGAAGGAUCACAAAGUUUGAGCCAAUUAACCCGACUGCCCCUCAGUUUCCAGUAUUUUAUGUUCUGCGAAGGCACAACAAUCUUUAUAAACAUGAAUUUUACAAAUC